AAUUUGCCUUUUAGCAUUUUCUGUAUAUUGUUUCUUUCUUGGAAACACUUCACAGACUCUGGGAAAAUGGAUUGAAGGAAGGAACAAAAUGAAUUGGUUCCUUGCUUAAAUUCAAAGGAAUCAAAUAUUCUAGGAGAAGAAAAUUAAAAACAGGAGGAGAUUCUCAACUCUCAAGUCCCAACCUCAUAUACCUCAACACAAAACAAAACAAGACAAGACUUGCCCCACAAAUCAGCUACAACAAAAAUCCAUUCACACUUUCCCCGCUCAGGCUUGCAACGCUUUAUGGGCUUAUAAUAGCAUUUGGAUUUCAUUUAUUUUUAAUAUGUAUAUAUAUAUAUAUAUACACAUAAAUACACGCAUCAUUAUUAGCAAAACCUGUGCUCUCACGCUAUUUCAUUUUCAGCCACUGCAUUUAGCUUUUCGGAGGAGCCUCUCCUUGUUUCUUGAACCACAAGUGUUGGACGAAAUGCCUGAGCCAUGCUCUCCUUCACUGUACCUUCUUGCCGUUUCCUUGUUUCAAGAGAUUUGAAUCUCUUCCCCACCUUUCCGUCCCUGGUUUUCUUGAUUGACCCAGGAAAGGUGAGACAGAGAAAGCAGUUUCGGCGGCUCAGAUUGGCGGGGACGAGGGGGAUUGGGUCUUUGGCGAGAGGGGUUGUGAGGCGGUGUCAAGAGUGGGAGAGCGAAGGGGAUUGGGGGUUGGAGGAGGAGAUUUUGGAGUUCAUGAAGAAAUCUGAGAGACCAGAGGCGUUUCCCUCCAGGAAAGAGUUGGUUGAUGGUGGGAGGAUGGAUUUGGUGGAGGCUAUUGUUGAGAAAGGUGGGUGGUUAUCCUUGGGUUGGGAUUUGGAUGCUGAGGAAGGGGUGCUUGAUGAUGAUGAUGAUGAUGAUGGCCGCCAUGUUACUGAUUGGGAUUUGAUUAUGCGGAAAGCAAAUGAUGGCGAUUUGGUCUGUGGCGAUGGCGGUGGUGAAGCCAAUGAUUUGGAGGUAGAUGAAAUUCGUGUUUCGGGGCUUUUAGAGGCCGAUUCUUCUGAUUUGGAUUCAGCUUCUUCAUCUGGUAGAUCACUAGAAGUAGCAGCUGAGGAUAAUACAGGGAUUGAGGGCAUAUUGAAAGGAUUGGAGACACAUAGAAAUGUGACUUUUGGUGUCGGCAUGAGAGAGAAAGGAAAUGGGAGCAUCUUAAUGAACAACAAUGGAGAUGAUUGGCAUUCUGGAAAUUCAACAAAUGCGGACAGCUCUGGCCUUGGAAAAAUCAGCAGACAGACAUCAUCCAUUCACAACAAAGGCAUAAUCAAAGAUUCAGGGGGGAAAUAUAGUCAGAUGAGAUCUUUUUCAGACCUUGAUGGUUUAGGCAACUCACUUAAGUCUGAAAUGUGGAGAACCUGGGGUGUUUACAGGGCAGGAUUUUCAGUAAUGGAUGUUGAAGCUGCUGAAAUUGCUUGCAACGAGGCUAGAAUGGAAGAGGUGAUUGAUAUUUCAAAAGAUGAAAUACUUGCAAUAUCAGAGGGGCAUGAUAUUUCAAAAGAAUUGAACUCUCAUGGUAAAGAAGUCAACCACAGUGAGAUACAAAGUCGCCUUCAAGAUAUGGAGUUGGAGCUUUCCUCUAUACUUAGGGCAUUGAAAUCCACCAGUGACGGAAUUGUUCCACUGGGAAAUACAAGUUCCUCUGAUGAUUUGCAGAAGCUUUCUGAUGCUUUGGAGUUCCAGGAAAAUGAGAUCAUGAAUUCCCAGGACAUUUUGCGGUCAUUACGAGCAAAGUUGGCAGUAGUAGAAGGAAAGAUGGCCCUAGCCAUAAUUGAUGCACAAAAGCUGGUGGAAGAGAAGCAGAAGAGGAUUGGUGAUGCUCAUAGCACUCUACAACUUCUUCGUUCUUCUUGCAUAGUUUGGCCUAAUUCAGCUUCUGAGGUUCUUUUGGCAGGAUCUUUUGAUGGUUGGACCACCCAGAGAAGGAUGGAGAGGUCAAGUACAGGGAUUUUUUCAUUGUGCCUCAGAUUGUAUCCGGGUAGAUAUGAGAUCAAGUUCAUUGUCGACGGUGUAUGGAGGAUUGAUCCCCUUCGCCCACUUGUUCACAGUGAUGGAUACGAGAACAACCUUCUUAUUAUUACAUAAGACUGCACAAAGGGGCAUGUAACACAGGGUUUCUUUUUAUAUCACUAUUAUUUCCCCUUCAACAGCUAGUUUUGGUUGUCUUUCUUUUCCUUCAAAUUUUAGCCCAGUUUUGUAUCCAACGUCGUCAUCUGAUUCACAUGUUCUUUUUACCAUUUUUUUGGAUAUUCAAGGUGAGCUUUCUUGUUAUGUAUUGGAGUUUAACUCCUAAAGGUAAACAACAGUCUGUUCAAUGGAUGAGACUUGGAUAAAGGGAAAACGUCUUUCUAAAAGAAAUAAGAGAAAAAUAAUUUCUAUGAUAA
Molecule: messenger RNA, 2405 nt
Organism: Vitis vinifera (wine grape)
Lineage: Eukaryota; Viridiplantae; Streptophyta; Magnoliopsida; Vitales; Vitaceae
Product: protein PTST homolog 2, chloroplastic
Exons: 8
Coding region: 481-2106 (541 amino acids)
Source: RefSeq, a predicted model, not a curated record